This is a messenger RNA of Austrofundulus limnaeus, 2518 nucleotides long. It is a transcript of the gene slc13a5a, whose product is annotated as solute carrier family 13 member 5a. Gene Ontology annotation, cellular component: plasma membrane. The record is from RefSeq and is a predicted model, not a curated record. Gene Ontology annotation, molecular function: citrate transmembrane transporter activity; sodium:dicarboxylate symporter activity; succinate transmembrane transporter activity. The transcript is spliced from 13 exons. Gene Ontology annotation, biological process: succinate transport; fumarate transport; citrate transport. Lineage: Eukaryota; Metazoa; Chordata; Actinopteri; Cyprinodontiformes; Rivulidae. Bases 106 to 2013 code for a protein of 635 amino acids.
UCUUCUGACUGUUAUAUUUAAUAACUCUUCUUCUUCUUCUUCUUCUUCUUCUUCUUCUUCUUCUUCUUCUUCUUCUUCUUCUUCUUCUUCUUCUUCAUCACAAACAUGUCGAUUCUUCCUCGGUGGGUGAAAAUGUUCAGACAGGUCUGGAGGUUGAAGGGGACCAUCAUCCUGGUCUGCAGUCCGUUUGUCCUGCUGCCACUCGCAGUCGGAACCAAGGAGGCGGCCUGUGCUUACGUCAUCGCCCUCAUGGCGGUGUACUGGUGCACUGAAGUUUUACCYCUGGCGGUGACGGCGCUGCUGCCAACCAUCCUGUUCCCCGCACUGGGCAUCAUGGAGUCCAGAAACGUGUGCAUGCAGUACCUGAAGGACACCAACAUGCUGUUUGUGGGCGGGCUGAUGGUGGCRGUGGCUGUGGAACACUGGAACCUCCACAAACGGAUCGCUCUCAGAGUCCUGCUGCUGGUCGGAGUCCAGCCCGCCCUACUAAUGCUGGGCUUCAUGGGCGUCACGGCCUUCCUGUCCAUGUGGAUCAGCAACACAGCCACCACCGCCAUGAUGGUCCCCAUCGUCKAGGCCGUCCUGGACCAGCUCAACGAUGACGUAGAACCCAAGAACCGAAGCGGUYCUGAGGCUCUGCAGCUGGAGAAAACCACCAGUGAAGAGAAAUUAACUGCUCCUGAAAAAGGUGUGAACGGACCAAUCAGAAACUCAAGCUCAGAGAAAACUGGACAUCUGAAGGACAUCCUGUCACCUGCAGACCUGACGACCAAUCAGGAGAGUUUCAAACCGACACCUGAGGAGAAACUUCCAUCUGACAGAACCAGCUGCUCAGACGUGGUGGUGGUGGACAGCAGAAGUGAAGCUCAGACGGAGCAGCAGCAGCUGAAGGAUGAGGAAGAGGAGAAGAAGAAGAUGAGUAAAGGCCUCCUGCUCUGUGUUUGUUACGCUGCCAGCAUCGGAGGAAUCGCCACGCUGACGGGAACCGGGCCGAACCUGGUUCUGAUGGGCCAGAUGAGCCAACUCUUCCCUCAGAACGGAGACGUCAUCAACUUCGCCUCCUGGUUCGUGUUCGCCUUCCCRGCCAUGGUUCUGAUGCUGACCCUGGCCUGGUUCUGGUUGCAGUUCCUCUACAUCGGCUGCAACCUGAGGAGGACCUGGGGCUGCGGGUCGGCCCGGGCCCAGAAGGAGAAGGCGGCGUACGAGGUGAUGAGGGCCGAGUACCGGCGGAUGGGCUCCAUGAGCUACGGCGAGGCCAGCGUCCUGACGCUCUUCAUCCUGAUGGUGGCGCUGUGGUUCACCAGAGACCCUCGCUUCAUGGAGGGCUGGGCCAGCAACGUCUUCAACGCCACGGCAGAGUUUGUCACCGAUGCCACCGUCUCGCUGUUUGUUGCCGUUUUGUUGUUCGUUCUUCCCUCUGAGCCGCCGCGAUACCUGUGCUUCUGGAGGAGCUUCGACACAGAGAGCCCCGGGUCCCGAGGCUCCGCCCCUCCCCUGCUCACCUGGCAGGUGACUCAGAAGAAGAUGCCCUGGAACAUCGUGCUCCUCCUGGGGGGAGGGUUCGCUCUGGCCAAAGGCAGCGAGGAGUCCGGUUUGUCCCGGUGGAUCGGCGCUCAGAUGGCGCCGCUGCACUCCAUCCCUCCGUGGGCCAUCGCCGUCAUCCUCUGCCUCCUCAUCGCCACCUUCACUGAGUGUGCCAGCAACGUGGCCACAGCGACGCUCUUCUUGCCCAUCCUCGCCUCCAUGUCUCAGUCUAUAGGCAUGAACCCACUGUACGUCAUGAUCCCCUGCACCCUCAGCGCCUCCUUCGCCUUCAUGCUUCCUGUGGCCACGCCCCCCAACGCCAUCGUCUUCUCCUCCGGGUUCCUGAAAGUGUCGGACAUGGCUAAAACCGGCGUGGUGAUGAACGUCAUCGGGAUUGGCUGCAUCACUCUGGCCAUCAACAGCUGGGGGCGGGUCCUGUUUGCUCUGGAUGAGUUCCCCCCGUGGGCCAACGCCACCGCCCCGGUAUAGAACCAUCAACCUCCUGCCAGGAUGGAUCUGCAGCAAAACCUCAGGCUCUUUACACCGCGAUAAARGAGACUGAAAACUGACAAAACCUGAAGAGGAGAGGGAAACAAACCAUAAAUAACAGCUUUACAGCAGGAAAACUAAAGAUAAAUAAAAACACUGGAGGGUAAAAAUCUGUAGAAAGACUCAGAAGUUUAAAAACUUUAUUUGGUUUAUGUGUGUAAAGGUGUAAACCUGUAAAAUAAGACUCUAUGCAGACGACACUGAUCUAUUUUAUGAUGAUUCACUGCAGUUUUUCAGCAACAUGAGGAAAAGUUUAAACUUUUUUUAUUGAAGCUUUUAAUUUAUUUCUGUUUAUCCAGAAACUGAUGUUGGAGCAGAGAACAGGAAAAUAUUCCUUUUAUAAUCUGGUUUUUUAUUAUUUUUUGUGAAACUUUUCCUCCGUUUUGUUUCAUUAAAUACUCUGAAAGUUUGUUUUUGUUUAUUAUUAUUAUUUAAAUACAUUUUG